AUGUUACAGGAAAAUGAUAAGCAGAUGGAGACGGACAUGGACGAGCAUGGAGACAUGAAAAACGAUGCGUUGGCACAAGCUCAUGUAGCCUUGGAGCAAUACACACAAGAGAGAGAGAUUGCUAAACAUAUCAAAACAUGGAUGGAGGAAAAAUACGGGCCCACAUGGCAUUGCAUCGUUGGGUCCGAGUACAAGACAGCAUUUACUUACGAAAGCAAAAACUUUGUGCGGUUUAAUAUCGGCAAGAAAUGUAUCACACUCUUUCGUCACCCGUAG
Plasmopara halstedii is the source of this 276-nucleotide messenger RNA. Its product is annotated as dynein light chain cytoplasmic. The transcript is spliced from 2 exons. Gene Ontology annotation, biological process: microtubule-based process. Gene Ontology annotation, cellular component: dynein complex. Gene Ontology annotation, molecular function: dynein light intermediate chain binding; dynein intermediate chain binding. NCBI's taxonomy places the organism in Eukaryota, Oomycota, Peronosporomycetes, Peronosporales, Peronosporaceae. Bases 1 to 276 code for a protein of 91 amino acids. The record is from RefSeq and is a predicted model, not a curated record.